Molecule: messenger RNA, 3024 nt
Organism: Periophthalmus magnuspinnatus
Lineage: Eukaryota; Metazoa; Chordata; Actinopteri; Gobiiformes; Gobiidae
Gene: sh3rf2
Product: SH3 domain containing ring finger 2
Exons: 11
Coding region: 216-2678 (820 amino acids)
Biological process (GO): positive regulation of JNK cascade; protein ubiquitination; positive regulation of proteasomal ubiquitin-dependent protein catabolic process
Molecular function (GO): protein binding; ubiquitin protein ligase activity
Source: RefSeq, a predicted model, not a curated record
ACAGGUGGGUGUUUCUGCGCUUCUAUCUCUGUGUCUCUGUCUCUGUGUCUCUGUCUCUGUGUUUGUCUCUGUGUUUCUGUCGCGCGCUCACGGCUCUGUCCCGCGGCUCGUGAGCGCGUGCUCCUCCGCGCUGCGUCACGUUGACGUGAAGAAGUUAGACAUUUUCUAAUCGGAGAGAGUGAGACAGACAGCUGCACCGCGCGCAAUAGUGGGACAUGCUGGAUCACUGUGUCUCAGAUGGAAUUGUCCCAAACAGAGUUGGCUUUAUGAAAAUGGAGGACCUGUCUCUCAUGGCCCUGCUGCAGUGUCCCGGGUGUUUGCAGCAGCUGGACUCGUCUGCCAAGGUCCUGCCCUGCCAACACACUUUCUGCAAACCCUGUCUGCAGAGACAGGAGCCGGUGCAGUCCCAGCUGCUGUGCCCAGAGUGCCAAGCACCGGCCCAUGCGCAGACAGCAGAGGAGCUCCCCACUAACCUCAUGCUCGUGCGCCUUCUGGAGGGACUGCAGAUCACCCAGGGGCCCGCAAACACCACACUGACCCCCCACUACAACGUGCCCUCGUCCCUCUCCCAACACAGACCGGAAGACACUGAAGGAACACAGUCGGACAGCUCUGGGUCCAGGGACAAGUACGGACAGAGUGAGGUUUCUGGCAGAUCUACUUUACCAAACCAACGUAGAGUUUUGUUGAACGACGCCAUCCUGAACUCUGGAAACUCAGCGUAUUUGGCGGAUGAGGACUCAGACUAUGGAAACCUCAACGACAGCAGAAGGGUGUACAGCAGCGCCCCCAGUGGCCCGGCAGCUUUAUGCAGAGCUCUGUGUGAUUUUAGCCCACAGGAGAUGAACCUGCAGGACAGUCAGUACUGCCUCGCCUUCCUCAAGGGGGAUAUCCUCACGUUCAUCAGACGAGUGGACGAACACUGGAUUGAAGCGAAACUCGGGGCCAAAACUGGGAUUUGCCCUCUGCAGUUUCUCGAGCCAAAUUCGGUGACUGCCAAAAUACUUGAAGCUAAAAGUCGAAAGGGAAGUGACUCUCAACACUGGAGCAAGCGUCAGGCCGCAGAGGCGUCGAGCAGGACUCUCCUCGGACCCUCUCAGACCUCAGGACCCACACCUGCCGUUUCUAACCAUCGGAAACAGCACACGGGCCCCGGGAGCGGCCCGUACCCGCCCAAAGGCGAAGGGGGCGCCGUCAACGGCUUCAGCCACAAAGGUCAUCACCACCGCAGCUCCGUGCUCCCAGCGGCUCGGAGCCGCUCGCAUCCGUCCAGAGGGAACUCACAAUCGUCCAGAGGAAACGCACACCUGUCCAGAACAAACUCACAUCGACGGCGUCCGGACAAACAGGGGUCAGCGAGCGAGAAGAGGAUGUCCAAUGAGGCUCCGCCCACUCUGACUCUGACGAACCCUCAAAUGUCAUCGGCCGACGGCGUUCCCUCCUCCGCGCAGCAGCUUUCCAUCAGCGUCUGUGCCGUCCUGUACUCGUAUAAGCCGCGGCGUCCAGAGGAGCUGGAGCUGAGAGGCGGAGAGAUGGUGGGAGUGUACGGCAAGUUUAAGGAAGGCUGGCUCCGUGGGCUGUCUUUACGGACGGGCAAAGUGGGAAUUCUGCCAAGUAACUACAUAACGCCUGUGCUAAGAACAUCUGCUAAACUUUUUGAGACCAAAGCAGCCAGUGCGUCGUCACAGUACAACUCCAUGAGUGGGAGGAGACCCACAGCGGCACGGACGCCCGCCGUGGUACUCGCCCUCGAUAAAGUAAACGCCGAUGGAACAACAUACCCAACGGGACACGCCCCAUCUGUGCCCAACGGAGCUCAACACGCCAUGGCAUCUGCAGGAAAAGCGUCUUUCCACGGAGGUUCUCAGGGCUGGGACACUGUGAGACGCAUCUUCAACCCGCACAGAGGCUUAAAUCAGUUCAACCAAAUGUCAAACACAAACAGCCCGUCCAACACAAGGCACUUCGCUCAAGUUCAAACGUCUGGCUACUCUCCAGCUUUGCAGAGGAAGAAGAACAUGAAUAUCCUGGCCAACUGUGUCAGACCUUUCGGAUGGAUGAGCGAGACAUUAGCGCCCUCUGCUGCUUAUCUCAAAGACAGGGGCUUCUCUCCGGCCCUUGAGCCAGCGUUUCAGCAGCCGCCCUCCGCUCCACAGUCCAUCCUCGUUAGACCCGACUCUCUCAAAACCUUCGGAGAAAAGCCCGCCAAGUCGGUGCGUUUUCUCACUGAUGAAGAGUCCCCCCCCAUAAGGAGACGCACUUCCUCUUGGUCUGCGGGACAGGUCGCAUCGUCCACCCAAUCCGGCGUGUCUCCUCUGGAAGUGUGGGCCCCGUCGCUCACACUGGGCAGAGACGGGCCGGGCAUCAUCCUGAAAGAAGGAAAAGCUCCUAUUUUCAGAAAGGGCCUGGACGCCACGGUCACAGAUCUGAACUCAAACUCUCCGGUUCUGCCCCAGCCGUCGUUUGCCGCUGUCUCGGCUCAGUUUAGUCCCUCCAGACACAGAGUGACCAAAACUCAUUUAGCACAGAUGGACUCUGAGCUCACUCUAGUUCAGGGGGAGCUGGUCCUGGUCCACAGACCGCGGCCUGAUGGGCGUUUGCUCGUGACACAGGAGAGCAGUGGACACACUGGCCUGUUCCAAAACAACAUCCUUCAAGUCCUGGAGAGGCUCAGCUGAGGGACGGCCUUUACCUGUCAGCAGAAUACUGUGUUUUUGUUGUCAAGCUGCCAAAGAACUCUGCAUAAGUCAAACAAAGAGACACUGAGUUCCAAAGAAAUGAAUGCUGCCAAUUUGAAAUCCCACUGAUUGUAUUGUGUGCAUCUUAGUGUGCUGUGUCUUUAAAUCAUACGAUAUAAUACACAUUAUAUUUAUUUCCAAGUAUUUGUGCUUUCUCAUUUACUACACAUGCGCAUUUUGCACAAAUCCCAUCUGACUGUUCCCUACUUAUUCUCGAUGCUUGGUGAGUGCCUUUGUUCAGCUACAGAAAGACAAUUCUGUAAAUAAAACUAUUCUGGAACCUUUA